AAAAAUGAUUGAUGAAAACAUGAGAAAUGUAUUGAAUGAAAAGGGCAGCGCGAAGCCCAAUAAUUCAAAUAACAUAUGUCAGCCCUAAUCUUCCAGGGCAUUCUUCUUCGUCUUCUUCAGCAGGCUUCUCCUUCUGCUGCACAAAUGUUAUCCGAAGAUGAAGUUAACACAGAAACCCCUCAGAUGAAGUGCAAGAAGAUCCAAAACUCAAUGACAAAGACAAUGGAGUCUGUACCAAAUGAGGAUUUUGAUGGCAUUCCCUUCCUCUCGGGGAAGCCUUUUUUUGACAUAAAUAUCACUAGAUCACACACCUGCCCUCAUUACAACCUGGUAUUCCCGGCGCGAAUUUAUCGCAAACUUCCCCGAGCCACAGUUCCGGCCGUUCUUCGGUACAAAUGCAAGAACUGGCGAGUGUCUUACCAAGGAUGUCUGAGCUACCCGAGGCUUGACGGCGGUUGGAGGAUUUUUGCGAACGAGAACAAGCUGGCAGUCGGCGACGUUUGCAUUUUCGAAGUGAUGGCGAGCAGCGAGGUGAGUAUCAAGUUCAAAGUUCAUGUCCUAAAGAAUGAAGUCCCUCCUGAACUCAGACAACCUACAGUUUCUUACGGUACGCCUUCGAAUCCAAUCGAGCUAGACUAGGUUGUCUUGGUAUCUAUUUUCAGUUGAUCUUUAUGUGCUUUCUUGUGCAUUGAAGAGAAGAGAUUAGGAAGAUCAAAUUUGUUGGUAGGCUAUAUAACUCGCAAUUAAUGAUCAUUUAAUAUGUUAGAAUGUGACGACUGUAGGACGUGUAUUUCUUCGCUAGUUUAAAUUUUUAAGUGAGACGAGAAUCUGACAAAAUUGGUCGUAUGUUAGUUUAAAAGGUUUGGCUUUAGCUCUACUGAGAUUUUUAAGGUGUGUUCGAAGUAUUUUAAUUAGGGCAAAAUUUUGAAUCAAAAAUAGGUUUAAAAUGUUUUAUGUUGUAUGUAUUUGUUAA
Molecule: messenger RNA, 973 nt
Organism: Andrographis paniculata
Lineage: Eukaryota; Viridiplantae; Streptophyta; Magnoliopsida; Lamiales; Acanthaceae
Product: B3 domain-containing protein Os06g0112300-like
Exons: 4
Coding region: 76-639 (187 amino acids)
Molecular function (GO): DNA binding
Source: RefSeq, a predicted model, not a curated record